AGCGGCGGGACGCGGGGCCCCAGCGCGCGUCGGCGGGACGCGAGGCGCCAUGGCGGCUGCCGAGCGCCGCGCCUUCGCGCACAAGAUCAACAGAACGGUGGCUGCAGAGGUGCGCAAGCAGGUGUCCCGAGAACGCAGUGGUUCUCCCCACUCCAGCCGUCGCUCCAGCAGCUCCCUGGGGGUCCCUCUGAUGGAGGUCAUUGAGCCCCUGGACUUUGAGGAUGUGCUCCUGAGCCGGCCACCAGAUGUUGAACCUGGACCCCUCAGGGACCUGGUAGAAUUUCCAGCUGAUGACUUGGAACUGUUGCGACAGCCCCGGGAAUGCCGGACCACGGAGCCUGGGAUUCCCGAGGAUGGAAAACUGGAUGCCCAGGCGAGGGCUGCGGUAGAGAUGUACACAGAGGACUGGGUCAUCGUGUGCCGAAGGUACCAGCACCUGAGUGCCGUGUACAGCCCCAUCACCACGGAGACGCAGCGAGAGCGACAGAAGGGCCUCACCCGCCAAGUCUAUGAGCAGGAUGCCUCUGGAGAUGAGCGGUCUGGCCCUGAGGACACGGAAGACUCCCGCCGCUGCUCAGGCUCCCCAGAGGACACCCCUCGAGGCAGCGGCGCCUCCGGCAUCUUUGACCUGAGGAACCUGGCCGCGGACUCCCUGCUGCCCUCGCUGCUGGAGCGGGCAGCACCGGAGGACGUAGACCGGCGCAAUGAGGCCCUGCGGCGGCAGCAGCGGCCCCGGGCACUCCUCACCCUCUACCCCGCGCCUGAUGAGGAUGAGGCUGUGGAACGCUGUAGCCGCCCUGAGCCACCCCAUGAGCACUUUGGACAGAGGAUCCUGGUCAAAUGUCUAUCACUCAAGUUUGAGAUAGAAAUUGAACCCAUCUUUGGCAUUUUGGCCCUGUAUGAUGUGCGGGAGAAAAAGAAGAUUUCAGAAAAUUUCUACUUUGACCUGAACUCAGACUCCAUGAAGGGGCUGCUUCGGGCCCACGGCACCCACCCCGCCAUCUCCACUCUGGCACGCUCCGCCAUCUUUUCUGUGACUUACCCCUCACCUGACAUCUUCCUGGUUAUCAAGCUGGAGAAGGUUCUGCAGCAAGGGGACAUCAGCGAGUGCUGCGAACCCUACAUGGUGAUGAAGGAGGUGGACACAGCCAAGAACAAAGAGAAGCUGGAGAAGCUGCGCCUGGCCGCCGAGCAGUUCUGCACCCGCCUGGGGCGCUACCGCAUGCCCUUCGCCUGGACGGCCGUGCACCUGGCCAACAUCGUGAGCAGCGCGGGGCAGGCUGACCGCGACUCGGACUCGGAAGGCGAGCGCCGACCUGCCUGGACUGAGCGCCGCCGUCGGGGGCCCCAGGACCGAGCAAACAGCGGGGACGAUGCCUGCAGCUUCUCUAGCUUCCGCCCGGCCACACUGACUGUCACCAACUUCUUCAAGCAGGAGGCUGAACGGCUCAGUGAUGAGGAUCUCUUCAAAUUCCUAGCGGACAUGCGACGGCCAUCAUCUCUGCUGCGGCGCCUGCGCCCUGUGACCGCUCAGCUGAAGAUCGACAUUUCCCCGGCCCCUGAGAGCCCCCACUUCUGCCUGUCCCCUGAGCUGCUUCAUGUCAAGCCCUAUCCUGACCCCAGGGGCCGGCCCACCAAGGAGAUCCUGGAGUUCCCAGCUCGUGAGGUCUAUGCGCCCCACACCUGCUACAGGAACUUGCUGUACGUGUACCCGCACAGCCUCAAUUUCAGCAGCCGCCAGGGCUCUGUGCGCAACCUCGUCAUCCGCAUCCAGUUCAUGGCGGGCGAGGACCCCAGCCAGGCCCUGCCGGUCAUCUUCGGCAAGUCCAGCUGCAGCGAAUUCACCCGCGAGGCCUUCACACCAGUGGUCUAUCAUAACAAGUCCCCUGAAUUCUACGAGGAGUUCAAGCUACGACUUCCAGCCUGUGUGACCGAGAAUCACCACCUGCUCUUCACCUUCUACCAUGUCAGUUGCCAGCCCCGGCCAGGCACGGCCCUGGAGACGCCCGUGGGCUUCACGUGGAUCCCGCUGCUGCACCAUGGCCGCCUGCGGACCGGCCCCUUCUGCCUCCCGGUGUCAGUGGACCAGCCCCCACCCAGCUACUCUGUGCUCACACCCGACGUGGCGCUGCCGGGCAUGCGCUGGGUGGAUGGCCACAAGGGCGUGUUCAGCGUGGAGCUGACAGCUGCGUCCUCUGUGCACCCCCAGGAUCCCCACUUGGAUAAGUUCUUCACCCUGGUGCAUGUCCUGGAGGAGGGGGCCUUUCCCUUCCGGCUCAAGGACACCAUGGUGAGUGAGAGCACUGUGGAGCAGGAGCUGCGUACCAGCCUCACCACGCUGCGCCUCGCCAGCCCCGAGCCCCUGGUGGCCUUCUCCCACCACGUCAUGGACAAGCUUGUGCAUCUGAUCAUACGGCCCCCUGUCAUUGGCGGCCAGAUGGUGAACCUGGGCCGUGGAGCCUUUGAAGCAAUGGCCCAUGUAGUCAGCCUUGUCCACCGGAGCCUGGAGGCGGUCCAGGAUGCCCGUGGUCACUGUCCGCUGCUGGCUGCCUACGUCCACUAUGCCUUUCGCCUCCCUGGCACUGAGCCCAGCCUCCCAGGUGGGGCCCCUCUAGUGACCGUGCAGGCUGCCACACUGGCCCACGGCUCUGGCCGCCCCACAAGCCUCUACCUAGCCCGUUCUAAGAGCAUCAGUAGCAGCAACCCGGACCUGGCCGUGGCCCCUGGCUCUGUGGACGACGAGGUUUCCCGCAUCCUGGCCACCAAGGGCGUCGAUCGCUCACACUCCUGGGUGAAUUCUGCUUAUGCUCCGGGAGGCAGCAAGGCUGUGCUGCGGCGGGCGCUCCCUUACUGCGGGGCUGACCCCAGACAGGCCAUCGACCGCAGCUCUAGCCGAGCCUCUUCCUACCUCGAGGGUUCCUCCUCGGCCCCGCCGGCCACCCAGCCAAGACCCACUGUGCACAAGCUGCUUCACGAGGAGCUGGCUCUGCAGUGGGUGGUCAGCGGCAGCGCGGUUCGUGAGGCCGUCCUGCAGCACGCGUGGUUCUUCUUCCAGCUCAUGGUGAAGAGUAUGGCCCUGCACCUGCUUCUGGGCCAGCGGCUGGACACGCCCCGCAAGCUGCGAUUCCCUGGGCGCUUCCUGGAUGACAUUGCGGCCCUAGUGGGCUCUGUGGGCCUGGAGGUCAUCACCCGGGUCCACAAGGAUGCGGAGCUGGCAGAGCGCCUCAAUGCCAGCCUGGCCUUCUUCCUCAGUGACCUCCUGUCCCUAAUGGAUCGGGGCUUCGUCUUCAGCCUGGUCCGAGCUCACUACAAGCAGGUGGCCACACGGCUGCAGUCGGCCCCCAACCCAGCGACACUGCUGACCUUGCGCAUGGACUUCACCCGCAUCCUAUGCAGCCAUGAGCACUACGUGACCCUCAACCUCCCUUGCUGCCCCCUGUCGCCCCCGGCCUCGCCCUCCCCCUCCGUGUCCUCCACCACCUCCCAGAGCUCCACCUUCUCCAGCCAGGCCCCAGACCCCAAGGUGACUAGCAUGUUUGAGCUGAGCGGGCCAUUCCGGCAACAGCACUUUCUAGCAGGGCUCCUGCUGACAGAGCUGGCUCUGGCCCUGGAACCUGAGGCCGAGGGGACAUUCUUAUUGCACAAGAAGGCCAUCAGUGCCGUGCACAGCCUGCUCUGCAGCCACGACACUGACCCCCGCUAUGCUGAUGCCACCGUGAAGGCCAGGGUGGCUGAGCUGUACCUGCCGCUGCUGUCGCUUGCACGGGAUACACUGCCUCGGCUACAUGACUUUGCUGAGGGCCCAGGUCAGCGGUCAAGACUGGCCUCCAUUCUGGACUCAGACACAGAAGGUGAAGGGGACAUUGGAGGUACCAUCAACCCUUCUGUGGCCAUGGCGAUUGCUGGUGGCCCCUUGGCCCCUGGCUCCCGGACCAGUAUCUCCCAGGGGCCCACACCAGCAUCUCGCUCAGGCUGUCCCCUCUCCGCUGAGUCCAGUCGGACCUUGCUGGUGUGCGUGCUGUGGGUUCUGAAAAAUGCAGAGCCGGCCCUCCUGCAGCGCUGGGCUGCUGACCUGGCCCUGCCCCAGCUGGGACGCCUCUUGGACCUGCUCUACCUCUGUUUGGCUGCCUUUGAGUACAAGGGGAGAAAGGCCUUUGAGCGCAUCAAUAGCCUCACAUUCAAGAAGUCUCUAGAUAUGAAAGCCAGGCUGGAGGAAGCCAUCCUGGGCACCAUCGGGGCCCGACAAGAGAUGGUGCGGAGGAGCCGUGAAAGGAGCCCGUUUGGGAACCAGGAGAAUGUUCGGUGGCGCAAGAGCAUCACGCACUGGAGGCAAACCUCGGACCGUGUGGACAAGACCAAGGAUGAAAUGGAACAUGAGGCCUUGGUGGAUGGGAACCUGGCGACGGAGGCCAGCUUGGUGGUUCUGGAUACACUAGAAAUCAUUGUGCAGACAGUGAUGCUGUCAGAUGCCCGGGAGAGCGUCUUGGGUGCAGUGCUAAAGGUUGUGUUGUACAGCCUGGGGAGUGCCCAGAGUGCCUCGUUCUUGCAGCAUGGCCUGGCCACCCAGCGGGCCCUGGUGACUAAGUUCCCGGAGCUUCUGUUCGAGGAGGACACGGAGCUGUGUGCUGACCUGUGCCUCAGGCUCCUGCGACACUGCGGCAGCCGCAUCAGUGCCAUUCGCACGCACGCCAGCGCCUCGCUCUACCUGCUGAUGCGCCAAAACUUCGAGAUCGGCCACAACUUUGCCCGCGUGAAGAUGCAGGUGACCAUGUCCCUGUCGUCCCUCGUGGGGACGACCCAGAACUUCAGUGAAGAGCACCUGAGACGUUCCCUGAAGACCAUACUCACCUACGCCGAGGAGGAUGUAGGACUGAGGGACAGCACCUUUGCGGAGCAGGUCCAGGACCUGAUGUUCAACCUGCACAUGAUCCUGACCGACACGGUGAAGAUGAAGGAGCACCAGGAGGAUCCAGAGAUGCUCCUGGACCUCAUGUACCGGAUCGCCCGAGGCUACCAGGGCUCCCCGGAUCUGAGGCUGACAUGGCUGCAGAACAUGGCGGGGAAACACGCAGAGCUUGGAAACCACGCUGAGGCCGCCCAGUGCAUGGUGCACGCAGCUGCCCUGGUGGCUGAGUACCUCGCCCUGCUGGAGGACAGCCGCCACCUGCCCGUGGGCUGUGUGUCCUUCCAGAACAUCUCAUCCAAUGUGCUGGAGGAGUCCGCCAUCUCCGAUGACAUCCUGUCGCCCGACGAGGAGGGCUUCUGCUCGGGGAAGCACUUCACGGAGCUGGGACUGGUGGGUCUGCUGGAGCAGGCGGCUGCCUACUUCACCAUGGGUGGACUCUAUGAGGCUGUGAAUGAGGUCUACAAAAACCUCAUCCCCAUCCUGGAAGCCCACCGAGACUACAAGAAGCUGGCUGCCGUGCACGGCAAACUGCAGGAGGCUUUCACCAAGAUCAUGCACCAGAGCUCUGGCUGGGAGCGCGUAUUUGGAACGUAUUUCCGGGUGGGCUUUUACGGCUCCCGCUUUGGGGACCUGGAUGAGCAGGAGUUUGUGUACAAGGAGCCAUCGAUCACAAAGCUGGCGGAGAUCUCACACCGGCUGGAGGAGUUCUACACCGAGAGGUUCGGGGAUGAUGUCGUGGAGAUUAUCAAAGACUCUAAUCCCGUGGACAAGUCCAAGCUCGAUCCACGAAAGGCCUAUAUCCAGAUCACAUACGUGGAGCCACACUUUGACACCUACGAGCUCAAGGACCGUGUGACCUACUUCGACCGCAACUACGGGUUGCGCGCCUUCCUGUUCUGCACGCCCUUCACGCCCGACGGGCGCGCGCAUGGCGAACUGCCGGAGCAGCACAAGCGCAAGACGCUGCUCAGUACAGAGCACGCCUUCCCCUACAUCAAGACGCGCAUCCGCGUGUGCCACCGGGAGGAGAUGGUGCUGACGCCAGUGGAGGUGGCCAUCGAGGACAUGCAGAAGAAGACACGGGAGCUGGCUUUUGCCACAGAGCAGGACCCUCCAGAUGCUAAGAUGUUGCAGAUGGUGUUGCAGGGAUCCGUGGGUCCCACUGUGAACCAGGGUCCCUUGGAGGUAGCACAGGUGUUUUUGGCAGACAUCCCAGAAGACCCUAAACUCUUCCGGCAUCAUAACAAACUUCGGCUGUGUUUCAAGGACUUCUGCAAGAAGUGUGAGGACGCACUGCGGAAGAACAAGGCCCUGAUUGGGCCGGACCAAAAAGAGUACCACAGAGAACUGGAGCGCCACUACUGCCGCCUACGGGAGGCUCUUCAGCCCCUCCUUACCCAGCGCCUGCCCCAGCUGCUGGCACCCACCCCAGCCAGUCUCAGGAACUCACUGAACAGAGCAAGUUUCCGAAAGACAGAUCUCUGAGCCCAGAGGACCUGAAUCCACAACCAGGCCUCAGCUGCCUGCGCCUUCACUGGGAGUCACUCCUACCACCCCGUGGUUCACAGGGUGACCACACUGUACCCGGGACUGGGCCCUCUGUCCCUGUCUGUCCGUUCCCAUCUGUGUACACUAAUGCCUAAUACCUUUUUUAAUUUAAAAUGUUUUUUUUUUAAUAUGCAACUUGUGUGAUGUGGUCCCUGGGGGUUGGGUCAAGUGUAUGCAGUCAUCCCCUGCAUCCACAGGUCCUGAGACAUCCGUUGAGACACUGAGAUCCCUGGGACACUGGUGACAACAAACACAAAUGCCUGCACUGGGGGAGCUGACAUUCUGGCAGGGAAGGUGACACACAGAUAAUGCACAAGUCCACUGGGAAUAACUGUAAAAUGUAUUAAGCCUUUACCAAGUGCUAAGCUCUACAAUGAAUGGCUUUUAGAAAGUUCUACACACAAGUAGUCCGCCUACAGCACUUGCUUAGCAUGCUUAAAUGCCUGGAUUCCAUCUCCAGUACCGCA
This is a messenger RNA of Castor canadensis (American beaver), 6921 nucleotides long. It is a transcript of the gene Dock6, whose product is annotated as dedicator of cytokinesis 6. Gene Ontology annotation, cellular component: cytosol. Gene Ontology annotation, molecular function: guanyl-nucleotide exchange factor activity. Lineage: Eukaryota; Metazoa; Chordata; Mammalia; Rodentia; Castoridae. Gene Ontology annotation, biological process: positive regulation of GTPase activity; small GTPase-mediated signal transduction. The record is from RefSeq and is a predicted model, not a curated record.